Tuber melanosporum (Perigord truffle) is the source of this 1300-nucleotide messenger RNA. RefSeq lists its product as uncharacterized. Bases 1 to 438 code for a protein of 145 amino acids. The transcript has 2 exons. NCBI's taxonomy places the organism in Eukaryota, Fungi, Ascomycota, Pezizomycetes, Pezizales, Tuberaceae. The record is from RefSeq and is a predicted model, not a curated record.
AUGGAGUGUUCGAGUAAAUUCCUCAGAGAUCCCCAAAAGCCGCAAUUGACCUCCUGCAAACAUUUUUGCAAACACCACCACCAACACCACCAUCCGUAUUGGCUACCACCAGUACCGACUACCACCAUCAGAAACAAUGGCAUCCUCCUCCUCAGCAACAGCUAUGGCAGCUACGACAACACUCCACCCCUGGGAAACCGAAGCCCUCAAAGAGACAACCUGGAAAUUCGAAGGUCAGUUGCGAAAAUUCACAGAGGCGGAAGCAAAAGCUUUGAUCAUCAGUCAUGGCGGACGAAUGGCAGAGCAAAACGAAACUCCAACUCACACCCUCCAAGCCGGCUCCGAAGGCACUUAUUUUGUUAUAUACGGCGGCAACAAAACCGGGCACAUCUACGAGCCCGGCUUUAUCUCCUACAUCCGCAGCAACGCGAUCGGUAAGCGCAUGAACUUUGCCAAACCCGGGUGUCUUGAAGAUCUGGUAUUCGUCGUUCUCGGGACCCUGCCGUGGUUGACGAUAAACGAGGUUGAGGAGAUUGUCAGAGAGAGUGGCGGGCAUGUCUUCCCUCGUCGCCCCCCCCCCACCCCGCCCCCACCCCCCCGCGCGCGCGCACAGCAGGUAUAUAUAGAAAGCGAGAAUUGACUUGGUGAUAGUGCCCUCCUCCGCAAAGGCAAACGUCAAAAAGUCCCCAUUGAGAAGCCCCUCGAUUACAUUAUCGUCGGUGAAGGCGCGGACCCAGCGGAUAUUCAAGCGGCAAGGAGCUUGGGCAUUGACGUUAUCGAUGAGCAAGGUUUAUUCGAUGUCGUCCAUGAUAAGGAUCAGAUGAGGACCAAAAAGACUGGUGUCACCGAGAGCCGGGCCGAGAAGUUUUUCAAGUCCUUGAGGGAGAGAGAUGAGAAGGAGAAGGAGAAGGAGAAGGCGGGGGAGGGGAGUGGUGGCGUUUCUAUGGACAAUCUCGCUGGCACCCAGUACCCAGCCCCAGUGGGAGCUCCAAAGCUAAUGGCAGGUGGCAUGGUGAAUAACCCGGAGGGUUCCCUCACCCCUGGUGCAAAGCGCAAGGAGAGCUAUCCAUCCGCGGGUCCCGAUGGCGCGAACCCGCCGCCGCAGAAAAGGCAGGAGAUAUCAGCGAGUGAUGCAAAUACACCCAUCGUCCUAGAGUGACUCAAAAAUCAGUCAGCUCUUAUUUCCCUAACAGAACGGGACAGUUUAUCACCAUUCUUAUCGAUAGCUUUUUUCUGUAUAGCACAUGAUGAGCAAACUUCAUAUUUCUAAGUUCUGGAUAUUCUAAUUUUGACAAGCGAA